This is a messenger RNA of Apiotrichum porosum, 603 nucleotides long. RefSeq lists its product as uncharacterized. Bases 1 to 603 code for a protein of 200 amino acids. The transcript has a single exon. The record is from RefSeq and is a predicted model, not a curated record. Lineage: Eukaryota; Fungi; Basidiomycota; Tremellomycetes; Trichosporonales; Trichosporonaceae.
AUGGCAUUGUCAUUGUCCAUUUGCCCCCAACCGCUUCGACGCGUCUCUGUCAUCGGCAACUCGGGUGCGGGAAAGUCUACAUUCGCGCGCAAACUUGCCCUGAAGCUCGACGUUCCCCAUCUCGAGCUCGACGCCAUCAACUGGCAGCCCGGAUGGACACAGCUUUCGCGAGACGACUUUCGUGCAGCAGUAUCCUCGCACCUUGAAUCGACACAGUACGCAGCUGGCUGGGUCGUGGACGGCAACUACGGAAAGGGGCAAGACCUCGUCUGGGAUGCUGCCGACACGAUCGUGUGGCUCGACCCACCACGAUACAUGUCCAUGCUCCAACUGUUGUGGCGGUGUGUGGUGCGUACUGUAACGCAACAGUCGCUUUGGGGUACUGGCAAUGUGGAGACCUGGAGUCAACUGCUGUCAACGGAUCCGACGAGGAGUGUGCUGGCGUACGCGUGGCAAAACUACCACCGACACAGGCGACGUGUACAAGAGCAGAUGUGCGAAGUCACACAUGUGCAGUGGGUGACGUUGCACAGCAGGUUGGACACUGCCCGGUUUCUGGAAGCAGUGCUUGCUGUUGCAGCAGGGCGAGUAAGAUCUCCAUAG